Molecule: messenger RNA, 7356 nt
Organism: Macrobrachium nipponense
Lineage: Eukaryota; Metazoa; Arthropoda; Malacostraca; Decapoda; Palaemonidae
Gene: Vps50
Product: syndetin-like
Exons: 8
Coding region: 103-2982 (959 amino acids)
Biological process (GO): retrograde transport, endosome to Golgi; endocytic recycling
Cellular component (GO): EARP complex
Molecular function (GO): SNARE binding
Source: RefSeq, a predicted model, not a curated record
CAUGUCAAUAAGAAGUUAUGCCAAUCAGCUGUUUCGUCUACACAUCCUGUUUGUCAAAAUGUGGCUCCUGAUUUAAGUGCAUUGGGGUAUCUUGAGUUCACGAUGGAUAUCAAAGGAAAGUUCAAGUCGUUUAUUGAUAAGCAAAAGAUAUCCCUUAAAGCGCCGACUUCACCAGUGCAAAAUGCAGACUUUGUCACUCUGGAUGACUUUGAGGGUAGAACCGCCGUGACCCCACAGGUGUUCAGGAAAGGGAGUGCCCUAAACGAACACAUGUUAACGCCGGAGGCCGAACAGGCCGUCAUCGAUAGCAUAGAAAAGAUUUAUUUCGAGAGCGAAAAUGUUGAAGUGAGUGAGCACGAGUUGCAAAAGUUCCCGGAAGUUAUUGACAUCCACUUCAUCAACGGCACCAGGUCUAGGCUACGGAAGCAGCAGGCCAUAGUGUCGAGGCGAGUGUCAGAUUUGAUUAUGCAGAAACAAGGAAUGUGCAGUGAAGAAAUGGAGCGCGUGACGGAGCUGCAAAAGGAAAUUAUUAAGGAGGUGGGGCUGUGUGUCGAAGGUCGUAAGAAACUCGCCCUAGGGAGGAGUCAGUUUACUUCGGCGAGUUUAGGCAUUUUAGCCAAUUAUAGCAAGAGGCAAAAGAUUGCCAGUGUUAUAAGGUCAUUAAGGAUGAUUAGAACUUUACAGAUGACUGAUGUUCAAUUGCAAAGUUUGCUGAAAGCAGAAGAUUAUCCAGGGGCCAUACAGUUGUUAUUGGAGUGUCAGAAAGCAGCAGCAACAUUCAAACAUUUUACAUGUAUAUCAGAACUAAGUACCAAAUUACAAGAUACAUUAGAAGGUGCUGAGGAACAGUUAGAUGUAGCACUGGCGAAAGUUGCUUCAAACUUCAAUUCUGGCAAUUAUGAAAAGCUACAAACGGCGUAUGGGUUAUUGGGGAAAACUCAAACCUUGAUGGAUCAGCUUCAUAUGCAUUUAACCUCUCACAUUCACAAUUCUGCAUUUACAAUAGUUCUUGGUUAUGUUGAAUUGUAUAAUACAGCAAAUGGAGGAAAUGGUUCUGUAGGGGGUUCAUCUUAUUCCAAGCUACAGUAUUCAGAAUUAUGUAAGAAUGUCAAUGAGGAAAGUUUUCUCCCUUGCCUUUUGGACCUAAGUAGAUGCAUGUGGAAUGUUUUAAGGAGUUACAAAAGCAUAAUUGCAUGGCAUGAGAGUGAUAAAAGGAGUCUCCCUAGGGCUGAUACACCAGAACACUGUAAUGAUAGUGAAAUGGAAAAUCAUUGCAGAUAUACUAAGCAAAAAUUAGAACAUGGUCUUUACAGAAUAUGGCAAGAUGUACAAGCAAAAGUGAGAACUUUUAUUUUAGCAUCUGAUCUGUCACAUUUCAAAUUCGACGAUUUUCUAAGAAUUUUAGAUGUAAUUAACAAAUUAAUUGAUGUAGGGGAAUCUUUUUGUGGUAGUCGGUCAGAAACUUUACGAGAGUCCAUAAAGAAACAGUCCUUAAAUUAUUUCCGUAAUCAUCACCGUGCAAGGAUGGAAGAGCUUCAUAUGUUUUUGGAAAAUGAGGGUUGGGAGCCUUGCCCUGUGAAGUCAACAUUCUCCAUCUAUCAACUUAUGGAAUUCAGAUUUCUCAGGGGUAGAGAUGGAGUCUUCAACAAAAUUGCAACUCCUAACUCUUCACCCAUUAAAAGACUUGGAAAUGGAACAGAAAAGAUAGAUAUAUUUGAGGUAUAUGGAGAAGAAAGCUCACCAUUUGAGAUUACCAGUGAAGAAGCCAUGGAGGAAGAUAUCAUGGCAAAUGGUGAUGCAGGUAGACCUUUAAAUCUCAUUGAUGAGGAUAGUGAUGACGAUGUUCCAGAUGAAUUAAAAGGGGACUUUGUUGAUGAGCAAACUGGAGAGCCCCCACAGCAGCAACAUCAAAAACGAAAGAUUGAUCACAGCAAGGUUCCUAUUGUGACAAACACAGCCCUAACUAUUCUGAGGCUGAUUGGUAAAUAUAUUCAGAUGAUGAGACUGCUGCAGCCAAUAGCAUUUGAUGUGAUGAUAUCACUCAGCCAUUUGUUUGACUAUUAUUUAUAUAGUGUCUUCACUUUUUUUGGGCCAAGUGGAGUGCAAGAGCAGGAGCUUGGCCAUCUCCGGUCGCCGCUUAAAAGAAUUCAAGAUACACUGAUCAUUAAUUUAGAGGAUAGCCCUGAUGAACCUCAGGAUCAUGAGAAGGUUCAGAGUCCAUCUUUGUCCCCUGUGGUGGAUACGACAUCUGCUGAAAGCAUUUAUGGCUUACCCGUUCGAGUUGUUGCUGUUGAGAGUUUAAUAUUCUUGGCUCAUCAGCUUGAGGCAUUGUUACCCCAUAUUGAGCCCCUCAUCCCACAACAACGAAGAACAUUUCUGCAUCAGUUUUACUCAGCUACUGUCAAAGUUACUGCAGAAAUACGUUAUCAUGUGUAUUCAACAGUGGCAGCUCAGGUAAUAGACUAUGAUGCUAUUCAGAAUCGUAUGACUAGUGUCAGAUGGGACAUCAAUGACCUUAUGAGCCAACAUAGCCAGUAUGUGGAUGUACUACUUCGACAACUUCAGGUUUUAAGCAUGAGACUUGAAGAAGUAAGCAGAGUAUCACCUAUACCAAGUGAGGCUUAUAAGGCACUUUGGGAAUGUAUUGUCAAGAAAACAAAUCAAAUGUUGCUAGAAGGAUUUGCUGGGGCUCGCAGAUGCACUAAUGAAGGACGUUCUCUUAUGCAGCUUGAUUAUCAGCAAUUUCUCAUGAAACUUGAGUGCUUGACGUCUGUUCGACCAUUACCAGAUCGCCAUUUAGUGGAGACCUAUAUUAAAGCCUAUUACCUUCCUGAGGGUGCACUGGAGGAUUGGAUUCAACAGAACCUAUCUGAUUAUACUCCUCGUCAGUUAACUGCUCUUGUAGCUACCAUGACACACAUCAGCAAACGAACUAGACAGAAAGUCGGUGCCUUAAUAGAAGAUGGGGGUAAGAAGUUGUGAGGUAUGUGGUUUGGCAACAUUCUAGUAUACCAUGAGUGUUUGUUGAUUCAGUCUUCAAAUGUUUUUAUAUCCUUUGAGAACUUUCUGGUAACAGUAUUUGUCUGGAACAGUUAAUCUGCUGCUUAAAUUUCAGAAUGAUCUAGUACAUGCAGUGUUUUUCAUAGACUUUAGGCUCAUUUAUUUACUAAAAAAGGGGUAUUUACUUUACUUUACUUUGAAAUUAUUUGUCACUGGAAUAUUAUUACUACAUUUUUAAAAGUCAUGGGUUGUAUAAAGGUAUUUCCAAAUGUACAAACAUAACUGCAAUGCUUGCUGAAUUUAAUGUCAUCAAUGCCUUAUAAUAUAAUGCAGUACCGUAGGUAGUUAUGCACUAUAUAGUUGGGGUUUCCAGGUCCUUGUAAAAAUGUGUACAUAACAUAAUGCCUUUUAAAAGUUGUAUCAGCCACAGCAGUUAUUAACCAAUUUCAACCUCAUGUACUAUAUGAGUAGGGAGAGAUACGAGCAAAAUAUUUUUAAUAUUGUAUUCUCAGUAUGAAACUUUGCUUAUGGAGUAUAGGAUACCAGACAAAGUUCAUAUAAUGUUGUAUACCUCUUGUUUAAUAUCAGUGAUGUAUGCGUAUAAUUUGUAGUCAUUAUGUAAUGCUGCAACUUCAAAUGUAGAUGUUUAUAUUUCCUAGAUAGAAUUCUAUUCAUCUUACCUUUUAGCAUUACAGUGCUUUUCUUUGUGUAGUUUUAGAGAAUAUAUGAUAUGUAUUUUUUUAUUUCUUUCCAAACUAACAUUCAUUUGAUAGAAUAAUCAGUCUUUAAAAUGUAAUAGAAAGUUUCUGUAUGUUAUAUAUGUAAAGGCAUUUACACAGAUUCCUUACCUAGAAGAAAGAUCCUCUUGACUAUUUCACCAUAGCUGCAAGCACAGGUUCAAUUAUUUGUUCACAUACCAAUGUAUAGUAUUUUAUUUCUGGAAUUAUCGAGUUCUGGAAAAUUAGUGAAUAACAUUUACUGCAUUAAAUACAAAAAUUGUGGGAUAAAUAUAAAUGAAAAUUCACUGGCAUAAACACAAUGCCUGUCGUAGUGGGUAUUAUAUUUCAGAGUUUACUAAGGCAUUGUAUAUUUACACAAGUUUAUCAAUGAAACUGAAUAGGCCACUAUGUAUAGGAUUCCCAAAGACUGCAAGAGUUGUGUGAGCAUAUGAGAUGGUUGCAUGGGGCCAAAUUGGUAAUGGAUGGUCAGUUUGAGUCAACAUUCCAGUAUGUAUGUAAACUUAAAGACAUGAGUUAGCCAUUAUAGUAAAAAUAAUGAGAUGAUCAGGCACUGCAUGUAAUUUUUUCCAUAAGAACCUCAGUAAUCAAGUACAUGAUUUAUUCACAGUCCCACAAAGUUCCUAUCUUUGUUUCAUCAGAAAGUAGUCCUACCUCACAUGUUCAGUGUGGAUUUUUACUGUAGAUCCUCAUGUAUGUAUAUCAGACAAUUACCUUCCUUUUUGUAAGGCUAGGGCUCCUGUAAAAAGUUUCCCAAUCAAUCCAAUUCUUUAAGUGACCACAGGAGGGGCUCCUGAAUGGGAGAAUUCUUCCGUAGUAAACAUUAACCCCACAUGAUUUUCUUGUAUCUGGAGCAGCAAUAUUAUUAUUAUCAAUUAUUAUGUUAAGAAGAUGAACCCUAUUCAUAAGGAACGGUAGAGGCCUAUUGCUUACUGCUCUGCCAAAGAUGUCUUCAUAGAGGUCUACCAAUAUUGGAGAUACAGUACAUGUAGUAGCUUACCUCAGAGCUUUUGAAGAGAGUGACUUGGAGUCAUUCUCUUCAUUUGAUUGAGUUUCUCUCUCCCACAAGACCUUUCAUGAGAGCUGUCCUUGGAAAAUUUUAGCAAUCUCUUCUUUCAAGAAGAUCCCCACAAGCUUCAUGCUUCAUCACUGCUUAGUUUUCCUCCAGCAAUGUCACCUACCACACACCAUUCUGCAGAAGGAAAAGGAGUCAUUUAUCAUUGCUGUAUAUUAUCUUGGCCCCAGUAACCCCAUACAGGAGAUCAUCUGAUCUUUGGCUCCCUAACCCAAUGACAUAAGCACCAGUCUAGAAACUGCCUGUGCUAAAUACUCUGUUGACCCCUGCUCAGAGAACAGGGUUUCACUUCUCAAAGGAUUGCAUUAUACAUGUUGAGAAAGAAGUGGAAGAAGAAGAGGAUUUAACCCUGCAAGAUGAGGUUUCCUUUUCAUAAGUUUUAGACUAGAUUUUUAAGGUCUUUGGUUUAGAAAAAUCUCAAGAACCCAAAAAUGAAGCCUAGGCUGUGGCUGUUCAUUAAUGCGAGACUGCAGAUUGACGGAUGGUGCACCAGUAAGGGCUUUGAGCACCCCAUGACUGCCCCUCAUGAGUUUUUGCUAGCAAGCCAGCAACUUCAUUGGUUCUACAGGAUUCAGGGCUGUUCAUCAAAGGCUCAUCACCCAUCUUUAACAAUGGAAGCAGUCUCCAUAUUCACCCCUGCUUUGUUCUCUCCAACCUCAAUCACAUUUCCACCAACUGAUGCAGAUACAAAGGAGCAUUUUCUGAGAGUUCAUAUCGUGUUCAGCUAAUAUUAGCACGUGACCAUGUUGUCCCAGGAUUGUCAAUACAUUAGACGUCAUUUUAACUUCAAGAAGUAAUACCUUAUGCCAUUGAUGAGAGCUACAUAGCUUGGUAUGGUCAACAGUAACAAAGAGCAGUAAGUUCACCCAACAGGAGAGAGGAUGAGAAGGUUGUCCUUAAUCCAGUAGUUCUGGCAGUCCCAUUCCUCUGGCCAAGUUGUGGCAAUCCCUGAAAUGGAACUACAUGUUUCUGGUGAUCAUGGAUCCACACAGCCAUUUCAAUUAUAGGUGUUAAAACUACAACUAGCAGUGUCAUGGUCAGAGACAACUCACAGUCUCACACUGUUCUGGAGUGUUGUCUGUGAUGACAGAACUCUGACCACUUAGUAGUAACCCCACUGCUUCUUCCCUGUCCAAAGGUACUGAUGUUAAGAGUGCUUGAAGUUAAGGUUGGGAUCUGUACUAGACUAUCUGGUAAUAAAAUCUAAGGUGCCACAAGACUCUGGAGGUACAUUAACAUUUGGGAUUACAGGCUAUCAUUCUAAGCCUCCUGGCAUUUUCUUAGUACCUGAUAGAAAUGACAGCAAGCAUAAUGCCCAGUGACUCAAUAAUAGAGCUUUCUUGUUCAAUCAGGACAGUUCUCAUGCUGAAGUCUACUGAUGGUCAGAGAUUAAGAUCUUCAAGUGGGCAGAGGCGAAUGUUUGUAUAGUGCCAAGGUUCUUCCCAGUGAGACAUAACAUAUUUCCUGGUAGUCUCGGUAGAUUAAAUCAAGUUUUACUAUUGAAGUGUCUUUGAACUCAAGUUCUUUUGAGCUCUUUGGUAGCACUGGGUCAAGCUGUUGGUGGACUUGCUUGCAGCAAGCAAGAAACAUAGGCUACCAGAGUACAGUUUAGCACAGCUGGAUACAGCAGCUUCAAGGGUAGAAAUGAUUCUUUACCCAUGGAAUAGCCUCAUCAUCUUUGUUUUUAUCCUGUUUUGCUUUAUCAAGUAAGUAUAGAGAGGCAGCUUGUCCCUGAUGUGACAACCUUAUGAUAACUCCACUUUGGCUGCAUCAAUCAGAGAUGGUGGUGGUGGUAGUGGUGAUGAUGGUUGUUGAAAGUCUUGAAAUCACUAGAGGUUGGUUAUCAAAGCAAAUGUCACUUACCUCUGAUUUUGUAACAAAGACUCAAGCUGCUGUUGGCCAGGACUGUACCACAACAUUCUUUGCCAUCCUUCCUUGUUAUGUGUCUCUCCAGUGAUUAAGAUAUUUUAUGAAGGACCAGAAAUUAGUGGAUGAUGCUUCCAAACUGUUCCUGUCCCCAAGACAAAGGAAGAAGCAAGUAAGGAAGAAUAUGGUCUCUUAUUGGCUGUGGCAGGUAGUUAUAAUGGCUUAGGUAAUGUAAUGAAUGACAAAGCUAAACGAGUGUAAAUCUACAUAAUCAUCUUCUGUUGCUUUUAAACACUACAUACUGUGUUUAAGGAUACAGUGUAUGCAGUUGUUCAUGUUGAGAGAUGAUAUACAUUAGUGGUUAUUUGUUUAUGGGGCCUUUCGUUUACCUGUGGCAGAGGAAGUUGGUCAUUCAGCAUUUCUUGUCCUAAUUCUUCUUCCUGUUUCAUCCAUAGUACUAACAAAGGAUGAGGACUCUAGGGUGUUAUUUGCUUCUCUAUAACACAAACUAGACAUGAUGAAUAACUUUGUUGCCAGCAGACUUUAGAAUACAGUAUACAGUGAUCUCUCAUUUAUUGCGGUUAAUGGAGACCAGAACCCCCCGUGAUAGGUGAAAAUCCACGAAGUAGGAUUAGCUCCCCUAGGAAUUUCUGUACGUGUGUAUAUUUAUACUUUAUA